This is a messenger RNA of Penicillium pulvis, 267 nucleotides long. RefSeq lists its product as uncharacterized. The transcript has a single exon. The record is from RefSeq and is a predicted model, not a curated record. Bases 1 to 267 code for a protein of 88 amino acids. Lineage: Eukaryota; Fungi; Ascomycota; Eurotiomycetes; Eurotiales; Aspergillaceae.
AUGCCCAUCGGCAACUCCCAAGAUAGCGGCGUAACAGGCGCUGCCAAAUUCACUACCUCAACUGUUGGAAACCUAGUCGGUGGAGUAGGUCGCACAGUGGGUGGCGUUACUGGCGCUGCGACGCGUGGGGUGGGCGAUACCAUCACCAGUGCUACAGGAAGUGCAGGCAAGCCCGUUGGCGAUGCACUGGGUAGUGCAGGAACAGGCGUGGAAGAUGGAGCGAAGAGAGUUGCAAGGGGAGUCGAGGAUGCUGGGCAAUGGAAAUAA